AAAUCAUUUUAGUGGACAGUGCCUGCAUAGGACGGGUAUUUUUGCUAAAUUACUUGAUGAUGUAUUUAUAAAGCCUUUUGAAAUUUCUUGGAUAAGGAGUGAAAUUCAAGACAUUUAUAAAGAGCUGGAACUACUUGAGUAAUUGUUUUGCUUUCAAUGUCCUCAAUAAAAAAGAUGAUAGUUUGUCUUGCAAUGAAUACCAGGGGAUUUAAAAAAAGCAGUUGGCAUGAAGCAAACAAAAACAUCUGAAUUAUUUAAACAAAUAUUGACAUACAGCUGGAUUAUACAGGAAGUAGAAAAGAUGGUGAUAUAUUUUUACAAAAUAGAUGUCAAGUAGAAUACAAUCAAAAGUGGAAGACAAUUUUAAAGUGCAUACUUAAGACAUCAGAUGUGUCACAAGUUUUAUAAGGAAAGACAGUUUAUUUGACAUUAGAGUGAAUGCAGAUGUAACAAUGGUCAUUAUUUCCCUGCAUACUUCCAAGAAAUUUAACAAGUAGUAUAAUUGUGUUCAAAGAAGAUCAGGAAUAUUUAUACUACGACAUUCUACAUAACUUUUAUAUUAUCUCAUGGGAAAGUUGUUGGAGGUUAACUGAUAGAAUGCACUUUAAGAAGUUGCUAUUCUUCCAACAUAUGAUGUGCUGAUAUUAACCUAGAAACAAGCUUUUGUUAGGCGGAGAAACAUUUUUUUGUGAUAACAAAGUGAGGAAAAUGGUAUCAUCGUUAGCUCAGUUUUCACACUAUUGCAUAAUGUUUAACUGAUAACUGUACAAAGAUUAGUAUGUGUUCAUGAUUACAUGUAUGAAUGGCUUAUGCACCACUGAAUAUUAUUUCAUACCACUGAUGUACUCACACAAAUUACUUUAAUUAUAAGCAGUCAUACAUGUGUUUAAAAUGUUAAUAAAAUCUCAGGUGUAUUGAAUUUUUCAAGUUUAAUGAUGGAUUUCACUUCAUCACAUUAUGAUAUGACCCGUACUGAUUCUCAUCAGAGCUAAAUGUGAAACAAACCACUUAAAUGUCUGAAUACUGAGGAAUCGAAUCUAUAAAAAAAUUAAGUGAUAUUGACAGGGAUUUUGACUUUAUGAUUAUUAUAUUGGCACGAAUAUUAGAUUACUUUUAUCACCUAUAACGACUAAUUGCCAUAUAUAUGAAUCUGAUGAGACUUGUUAAAGUGGUUGUGAAUCUUCCACCGACACAAUGUCUUUGAUUGAUCAUUGUAAUACAUUGUGAUGGCAUAAUCAGCUUUCUUCCUGGAUUAUGAAAUCAAAAGUUGCAGAGCAAUGAUAUGUCAAGGUACUUUUAGGAAUUUGUAUGUAAACAUUACCGGGGAAAUCAUGUUUGUUUUACAGCUUCAUACUAUUGAGCACAUCUGAGAAUUAUUAUUAAUUGCUAGGCAUUGUUAUGAAAGUACUAAUAGUUGGACCUGUUCCUGAAGCAAAUAUGAUUAUUUCUUCUCUUUGGAUGAGAAACUCUUGACAUCUCCGAAGAGAUUUAGUCUAUACAUGAAGUACUUCAAUGAAAUUUGAAAGGAAUUGAAAGCAGUAAUAAAAUGGUUCUGUUACUUCCGAAAGAAUAAUUCACUUUACAGUACUCCAAUCGAAGCCUGGGAAUUGGAAGAAUUAAGGAAAGUAUUUAGAAAUAAAGGUCACUAGAUGGGAUUCUUUAUAUCAAUUUGUAGUUGAUUCAAUGUUUCCAGUUACUUCAACAAAACAUGUGCAUUUGACAUCAAAUUUGUAUAACAUUGAAUUACAGUUCACUGAUGAGGAUGGUAAAAAAUCAUCAUACGAGUCCAGCAGUGAGACAAAUAAGAAAGACAAAACAACUGAUUUCUCAGCGCUCAGUAAUGAGAUUGACAGAGACGUUAAUUUAAACAAGGAUUGUAAGCAAGGAAACAACAUAGAAGACAAUCAUCACUUGAUAUUCUACAAGGAUGUCAACAAUUUAGAUUCAUCCGAUUAUCACAUUGACAAGAAUACAGAUGUAGAAUUACCAGAAAGUGUGAAUUAUAAUCCGACUGAAAAUCAGCCUCCAAGACAUGAUGAUGUUAUUAAGGAUUCAACGUCAGAUAAGCAAAAAUUGUCGGAAGAGGAAAACCUUACAAUAUCUGAUCCAAAAAAUAAGUUGGAAAAUAUUAUAUUAGAAAAAAAAUUCAACAGAUGUGAACAGGAAAGGAAGGAUGAUAUUGAGAUCAACGAUGAUACAGCAAAGAAAGAGGAUGUUUAUGAAGAUGAAGAUGAUGAUGAUGUUGUAUUUGAUGAUAAUUUGUCAACAUCAGUAGUAACAGAACAGGUGGUACCUCUCCAUUUACAACAUUCCAUGACAGACAUGAACAAUCUGGCAAAAAAUCAAAGUUUAGAAGAUAAUAAUUAUACCAAGUUAUCAGCAGUGAUAUUGAAAAAACAAGUGAACAGUAAUGACAAUGGUUUGCUAACAGUGCCAACUGGGUCACACAAUAUAACAUCUGAUUUUAAACAAAACAAAAGUGCUAGUGGGAACUUUCUCAAAAGAGAUGUAAUUAGAAGAUUUGGUCCAUCAUGUCCAGUUAUUCCCCGGUCAUUGUCAGAAGAUAUACCAGUGAUUGUACGCAGACGAGGGUGUACCUUGCGUGUUCGUAUUGCUUCAAUCACAGAAGGAGAUCUUGAAAGGUUAAGAGAAUCUGAUGGCGGGGCACCUCAUUCACCAGGACCUCCAUUAUCUCCGAGUGCUAGCUAUAGACGGUCACAGGAGGAUAUUCCCUUCUGUAAUCCUGGGGGUAUACGACGAUUACAAAGGACAUUGUCAGAAGAUGUACGACAGCGUAGAAGAGAAAGUCUGACCUUGCCAAGUUCUCCAAUAAGUGUUCCAAACAAUCUGGUUACUGCAGGAUCCAGUAGUAGUUGUACUAGUAGUAAUACAAUAGGACAUAACUUGAAUGCCCUGCUAGAACCAACAAAUCUGAUGAGAAUGAAGAAUACAGUGCUUGGUCAGUCUGCUCCCUCGUUAACAGCUGGAAUAAAAGAGUACAACAUGUUGAACAAGCGAGGGAAAGUGAGAAAAUCUCUUGUGAAUACAUCUCCAGUUUUGCCAAUAAGAUGUCCUUCUCCACAACAAACUCAAGGUCACAGCCCACAUGAUAGUCCCAGAAAUAUGUCCCCAAGUACUCAUGGUAGUUUUGCUUUCAACUCAGCGCAUAACCAAGUUAAAAAAUGUGAUGGUAGACGCUGGUCUUUUGCCUCCUUGCCAUCUUCAGGUUACGGGACAAACACGCCAUGUAGCAGUUCUAAUGUAUCGUCUCAGUACUCAUCACAGGAGAAGUUAAACCAGUUACCAUACCACCCUAAUAAUGAGGACCUGGGUCUUUAUGCUAAGCAUUUCAGUGGUCCCCAUGAAGGUCACAUGAUAAGCCUAGACGACAACGAUGGUCGACAUUCUCCACUGUCGCCCUUUCAAAGACCUCGAUCUAGAAGCCUCAGUUUAUCCUGGCUUGCCUUGAUUGAUACUCCAGGGGCUUCCCCAGGGGGAGAUGAAAUAGUGAUGAUGAAUGGUGUAUACAAAGACAGAUUUCCGAAGGCCACAUCACAAAUGGAAGAAAGGCUGAGGAAUUUCAUAGAUCUCCACACUAAAAUGGAAACCAACCAUGAAUGUGAUGCUAUAUCUAGAUUCCUACAUAAACAGGUGUUAGAAAUGGCAAAGAAUACCCUGGAGAAAUCAGAACAGAAACAAAUUACAAGUUCCUACUUCUAUGAAGUUUCUGAGAGUCUAGAAAAGCUAGUCGAGGAUGCUGAAGAAAAAGAAGAAGAAGCAUAUAAUUAUAUCUACCCUUUGAUCAAGAAACUGUUACUUAUAAUAUCCAGACCAGCUCGCUUGUUAGAAUGUUUAGAAUUUGAUCCAGAGAAAUUUUAUAAAUUACUGGAGGAAGCAGAAGGACAGGUUAAGGAGACUGUAAAGAAAGAUGUCCCACAAUAUAUAUUUAAUAAACUAGGACUUAAUAAAGAUUCUUUAAAAGAAUUAACAGACCCUCCAUUGUUAGAUCCAGAUGAAAUAGAUACAACAGAUGAGGCAAGAAGUCAUGUUCCAAAGUUUAAAACACCUACAGAAGAUGACUUUGAGACCAUUAAACUUAUCAGUAAUGGAGCCUAUGCGUCAGUGUACUUGGUACGACACAGAGGAACUAGACAAAGAUUUGCAAUGAAGAAAAUCUGUAAACAGAAUGUAGUUCUGAGGAACCAAACUGAACAAGUAUUUACUGAACGAGAUAUCAUGAGCUUUACAGACAAUCCAUUUGUAGUUAGCAUGUACUGUAGUUUUGAAACACAGAAACAUCUGUGUAUGGUGAUGGAAUAUGUAGAAGGUGGUGACUGUGCCACACUGUUAAAGAACUCAGGGGCUCUGGUUUUUGAUUUGGCAAGGAUGUAUUUUGCUGAGACUGUUCUGGCAUUAGAAUAUUUACACAGUUAUGGUAUAGUUCACAGAGAUCUCAAACCAGACAAUCUGCUCAUCACAGCUACUGGACACAUUAAGUUGACAGAUUUUGGUUUAUCAAAGAUUGGCUUGAUGAGUUUGACAACAAAUUUAUAUGAGGGAUCAAUGGACAAAGACUGUAAACAAUUCCGAGAUAAACAGGUUCAGGGAACACCAGAAUAUAUAGCUCCAGAGGUGAUCCUUAGACAAGAAUAUGGCAAGCCAGUAGACUGGUGGUCAAUGGGAAUUAUAUUAUAUGAAUUUCUGGUUGGAAUAGCACCAUUUUUUGGAGAUACACCGGAAGAAUUGUUCUCUCAAGUCAUUAACGAGGAAUUAGAGUGGCCAGAUGAAGAAGAUUGGCAGGUACGAGAUGAUGCUAAAGACCUAAUAGCUAACUUACUACAACAUAACCCAAUAAAUAGACUAGGUUCUGGUGGGGCAGCUGAAGUCAAGGAUCACAUUUUCUUCUAUGGUUUAGACUGGGAUAAUUUACUGAGAAAAAAGGCUGAGUUUGUACCUAACCUAGAUGACGAUGAAGACACCAGUUAUUUUGAUCCUCGUUCUGAAAGAUACAAUCAUGAUAUAGAGACAGCAGAAGAUACUGAGGAUGAACCUGAAGAUUCUCUCUUCCAUAGUUUUAACUCAUGUUCUCCUAGAUAUAGUAAAGUCUACAGUAAAAUAGAAGAACUACAUGAGUAUCAAGAUGGUGAAAGUAGAAGGCAGAAUCCAGAAGGUGAAAGUAGAAGGAGACAUUCCAGUGUUGAUGAUAUGAAGACUAAAAUGUUACAGUUAGAGAGGGCAACAUUAGAGAGGAAGGAUUCUAACCUAUCAGAAAGCUCUGACACGUCUCUAGAACUACAGUCAAUCAUGAGACAGGAGACAUUAAGUACGGGUACAGACUCUACAGAUAAAACUGAUAGUACUAUAAUCAGAAUGGAUGAAGAUGUGUUCAGUUCACCAGAAUGCACACCUAGAUUCCAGCAUCCUAAAACUAGCACCCCUGAGUCUGGCAAAUCUGAAAAGGAAUAUACUGCCACCAGGAAAGAGAAAGCACCACCUAUUAAAAGUAUGAUUCCAAAGUUUGCAAUCUCUUCUGAUGAUGACAAUAUCAUAACAAGUCCUAAAGAAUUAUCCCCUGUUGAUGAGAAUAAAGAGAAGGAACAUAACUCUUCUUCAAGGAAACAUAUACAGAAAUCACUUUCAGCAACAGCUUUAACAUUGCUCAUCAAUCCUAAUGAUGAAUUUGUGGUGAAGCCAAUGACCUCACCAGGAGGAUCAAGUGCCAGUUCUAGGGACGGGUCCCCUUCACGAGACAUUUCACCUUUAGCUAGAAGUCUUAAACCACCACUGAUAAUAAAUAAAGGAGCGAGAGGUUUUGGUUUUACUAUUAACAGUAUUCGUGUGUAUCAUGGAGACUCAGAUGUGUACAGUUUACAACAUAUUGUUACAUCUGUCGAGCAAGAUGGUCCAGCUUAUGAAAAUGGUCUACGUCCAGGUGAUCUGAUAACACAUGUAAAUGAUGAGUUGAUCCAUGGUUUACUGCACACUAAUGUUGUAAAAAUGAUUCUAAAAAGUGGGAAGGAACUGCGAGUCAGGACAGUUCCACUUGAGAAAUCAGGCAUAGAAACAAUGGUCAGAAAGAAACGUGCUCAUCCAGGGAAAAUGGCUCGUAGAGCAACAAAGAAGAAAAGUGCAAAGGAGAAAAAUACUGAGAAAAAGAAAAGUAGAUCGUUAUUUCGAAGACUAAGUACAAAAAAGACUGAUCACAUUGUAUUACCGCCAGGACCACCACCAACAGGACGAUCUCACAGCAUAUCAGCAUUUAGUAAAUCUUGGUCUUGUGGUGACAGUGGCCAUGGAAUGGUUCGGUCAUCCCGCUCUCUUCCUAUACAAAUGCCAUGGUCACCAGACUCUUCUGCAGCAAAUUCUUCCAACAGUAGCUCACCUAGUUCUAGUACUCCAAAUUCUCCAGCAAGUAACUCAUCUCACUUUGGUCGACCAAGUUCUCUGCAUGGAUUAGCCAAACACAAGAAACAAGGAAGUUUGAAAUCACCACAUAGGAGGAAGUCAGUUCAUAAUAUUCCUCUAUCACCUCUGGCCAGGACUCCCUCACCCUCACCAUUGCCACCAUCACCCACCAGAAGUCCUAGUCCAUUAGCUUUUACACAAUCUUCUGCUGUUUAUCAUGCAGGUACCUCAAAUAUGCCACAACAAACUUUUCCAUCACAACUUAAUACUUCGGGAACCAAUUCGUCUCCACCAACAAAUCUGUCUCGCAAACAUUCUUUUACUAGACCAAAAAGUUGUGAGCCAAGUUCACCAUUGUUACGGAGAGCCUUAUCACCUGACAGGUUACAUCCUCAGUCUGCAGAAAAAACAAUCAUGCCGCAAAGAAAGGGGUCAUUACAAGAAAGGAAAUCCCAUCAUUUCGAGUCUUUGUGAAACCAGUAUGUAAUAAGACAAGGCAUUAACACAUGAAACUGUUAACUAACUUGGUCUUGAAACAGACUAAUAUGUAUUAUAACUUCCAAAUAUGUUCAUGUGCAGCUUUGUAUUCUUUAGUGAUUUAUAGAAUUAUUAGCUUGAAUUAUUGUGAUGAUCAAUUCUAAUAUAAAUGCAUUGUCUUUUGUAAAUUUAUGUAUACAUGUUGUUAAAUCAUUUUAUUUACACAGUAUUGUAAUUGUGAUUUAUAUAGCAUUAUUACACCAAUUCAAGACAUUAUAAGCAUUAGUCUGUUCCUCUUCAUCAAAACAAUAUGUUAUAUAUAAUUAACAGCUGUCAUCCUAUUUUCAUGUUUAUUCAAAACUUGAUUUAAGAUAUAAAAUUUCUGAAACAAAUUCUAUAAGAUUAAAAACAGUCAAAGAUGGAAUUUAUCAUGUUAGUAUCAUAUUAUAUCAAGUCCAUCUUUUUCAUCCCAUUUUUAUUUGGAUUUUUCAUGUAAUAGUAAUAUGCAAAUAAGUAAUGAAAUUUAUUUUCAUUUUACAGAGGAACAGACUGAUAAUAUUAAUAUUUUCAUUUUAAUAAUUCUAAUGUAUUAUAUUACUCUAAAACUCUAAUGUAUAGUAAAAUGAUUUUAGCUUCCAAAAUGCACAAUUCUUAUAGUAUGAAGGCUCAAAUUUAGGAUAAAUGUAGCAAAUCUCUGUAGUCAUUCCAUAUAUUGCAAAUAAACAGAGCUAUUAUGGGCAAAGGAAUCACUGUGGCCAUUUUGAUUGUAAAUAGAAAUUAGUCCCAAUCUAUAAAUAUAAAUCUAUAAAUAGACAUGGGAUAAUAAUCAAACUUAACUGUGAUGUAUACUUAACUACUAGGUGCUUUCAAUUUUCGGUGUAUUAGAGAAAAAUGAUGUCUUAAUUAAUUAAAUUAUGUUAAAUGGCAUUUUGUUUGUUAUUAUGAGAUUAUUCCCAUAUCUAAUUUUCAAACCAAAUCUAUGUAGUAUCAGUGCUGUGUUAAUUGUGUAGUGCUCUAUGAAAGUGUAAGAUGUGGCUGUGAUUUUUUUUUAAUAUUUAUUCAAUGUCUUGUCAAAUCUUUUUGUGUAUAUCUAGUAAUAUUCAUUUGACCAUAUAAUAUUCAUUUGCAAAGCAUUCAUACAAGGUCUGAUUGAGGCUGCAGACCUAAUGCUUUAAAAAAAAUUAAGUGAGUGGACAUUUUUGAAUGAAUAUAUUACAAAAUUAACAAAAGAAUAACCUCACCAAAAUUAAUAAGAUUGCAAAAUAUUAAGGUAUCUUGUUGACCCUUAUUUUGAGUAUUGAGGAAAUGUUAGAUUUCACAAUAAUAUACAUUUUUUGUUUACAUUUUGAUAUAAUUUGACUGAUUAGGUAAUUAAUCUGAUGUUUGUUGAAUAAAAUCAAAAUAAGCAAUUCAUAAUAUUAAUGUCCAUUUAUAUGUUCCUUAUUGUUAUAUGGACAGAGUUAUAUAAAAAAUGUUCAGUGCUUUUAGUAUUUGGUUUUAUUGUAAACUUUUUUUUUAAGUACCUGUAAGUGCUACUAAAUCAGUAUGAAAAUGAGUCGAAAGAAUGCUGUGAGUAUUUUUUUAUUCUUACAUUACGCGUAAACUUUUUAGAGGGAGGGUCAAAACUUUGCUUGAAAUGACUUUAUAUUUGAUGUUACUAAAUGAUUGGUGUAUAUAUUGUUAAUGUGUACAGAAGUUUGAAAAUUAGAUAUGGCAGUUGUUGUAAUCAUGUGAUAUUGUUAUGUCUGUAUAUUUUUGUAUUGAUCUGCUGCAGUCAUUGUCUCUUGUAUGCACAUUUAUGGAGUACAACAAACAAACCAAACUUUCUGGAUUUAUAGCUUGUUGUUCUGUGUGAGCCAAGGCUCUGUGUUGUAGACUGUAAUUAGACCUUUAAUAAUUUACUCCAAACAAGGACUUGGAUGUAGAGUUGUCUCAUUGGCACUAAUUCCACAUCUUCUUAUAUCAAGAUAGGACUGAAAUAUUUGAAAUAUAAGUUCUUUGUGUGGAAAUAGUUCAUAAGUUCAGCAAACAUCCAAUAGAAUGAUGAGUCAAAUUGUGUUUCACAAUUUUUUCGAAACUUGCUAAAGUAAAAUAAUAAAUCUUUUUUUUUUAGUCUUGAAGUCAAAUCUGUUUAUUGUACUCCAUAUUUUCACUUUAUUAUAAAAUGAUCUCAAAAUCAUAAGCAGCUGUAUAUCACAUUGUCAUUAUACCAUUACAGUCCAUGACAUUUAAUUCAUUGUUUAAUUCAUUGUUUAACUCAUUGUAGCAUGUCUGAUAAAAUGUACUUAUGAUAGAUGUUUUUCCUCCAUUUAUAUAUAUCCACUUAAUUGUUAAUACUAGUGAUAAAAUAACUUUGUUAUCCUUAAUUUAAUAGUUAGAAAUUGUCGUUUUUAAUUAGCAACAAAUAUUUUAUUCUAAAUUUUCCAAAGCUUUUCCGGUUAGAUAUAUAUUUCAUAAAGACAAAAAAGAAUGUUGGUUCUUAUUCAUAAUUUUUUUUCAAGUCAUAUUUAAUUUACAGAUUAAUUUCUCUAGUAGAAAAAAAAGUUUCAGGGAAAUCGGAUUUAAAGAGAAUUUUAAAGCUUAAAAAGAAUUGAAGGAAUAUUUGUGCAUUUGUAUAUGAAGGAGUAUGCAAGUAUUCUUCUAUCUCAACUCAAAUGAUCAGUAGAAAGAGACAUACAUCUUUGCUAAAAAAAUGCAAUUAAUUUGUGGGAAUUUUAUCUAUUUCAGUUUUGUAUUUUGUUAUCUUACGAAAAACACAUUUUAAAAGAUAGAUACUGAAAAUAAUUUGGUUAAUUAAAAAAUUAAAAUGACUUUAAAUAAAAGUACAGAUAAUUAAAAUAAUGAAGACUUAUAAAAGGUUGUACUGUAAAUUGAUUUAUUGUGUUAUGUAUCAAGAAAACAAUAAUUGUCAACUAAUAUUUCUUCUUCUUGUUGUGUUAAGGUAUUUGAUAAGGCUAAUGUUCUAGUGUCUAUUUCAAAAUUCCAUAAUUUAGUAUAAAUUAUUCUAGUCGCAUAUAUACAUGUUCUUUUCUCCAGCAAAUUGUAAGCAUUUUGCACAUCCUGUUUCUUAAUAUUUAACAAGGAUGUUUUUAAAAGAUAUAGUGUUGGAAAUUGCGUGAUAUGAAACUUGAGAAUGAAAAUGGGUAAUGAACUACUUUUGGAGAAAAAUGCCAUAAUUUCUUUAUACUUUAAGACUACCUUACAACGCCUUUUAGAAUACAAAAUGCAAUUUAAAAACCAUAGAGUGUUAUUCAAAUUUUGAAAUAUCAAACAAUGGUUUAAAAUAGUACCACAAUCCUCCCUCUUCAUAAGAACAUAAGAUUUAAAUUAGAUAAUGCUGUACAUCAUACUUUUAUAUUUUGAUAUUUUUUCUUUUCAAUAUUUGCAUACCUUGUAUAUUAAUUUUUAACUUAUUUCUAUUCAGCAAUUGUGUAUAUUUUCUGAUAUUUUUUCCCCCCAGUUCUGGUUGAAGUAUAACAUAUAAGCGGUAAUUCUAAAUUUUCGACACAUUCUAAAACCAUAACAGAAUUACAUGUAUAAGGGACCAAAUCCAUUUUGUGUCAUAAUGAAAAGGACAAUAAAUACUGUUAUAUCAGUAGGAUUUUUUAUCUCUGGAUUUUGUUUUUUUAUGAUAAAUAAUGAGUUUUGAUUUGAGUGGUAAAUAUAUAACAUGUCAAGUAUACAUAGUAUUUGUUUUACAUCAUUUUCCUUGUAACGAUUCAAUACUGUAUUUGGUCAUAUAUUGUCCGGAUUUGUGUUUAGUCCACACCCCCUCUUCAUCCUGUAGUUUCAAAAGGGAUAAUUUCAAAACUAAACAACUCAAUUAUUCUGUUAUUCAAUAAAAAUAAAGGAAUCUUUUCUUUUAUCCUUCCCCAACUUAAUACUUAACAGUGGUAGUAAGGAAAUGUUUGUAUUUUUCUAUAUUUUUUUAUAAUUAAGUUUUCACAGAAUGGUGUUUAUAUGGUAGUAAAUCAUUUAUUUUUUCACUUAUUUAUAGGAGAAUAUUUUUGUAAUAUUUCAUUUAAUCAUUAUACAAUGUGAUAGUUCAUUGCUGUGUUACAACUAGUCACUGCCUGUAUAUAAAUGUAGUAGCUAUUUUUCAUUCGUGCAUAUUAUAGAUGUUUCAGCUAAAACUGAAGUAAAAAGACAGAAAACUUG
Mytilus trossulus (common blue mussel) is the source of this 11040-nucleotide messenger RNA. RefSeq names its product microtubule-associated serine/threonine-protein kinase 3-like. Bases 1684 to 6879 code for a protein of 1731 amino acids. Gene Ontology annotation, biological process: intracellular signal transduction; peptidyl-serine phosphorylation. Lineage: Eukaryota; Metazoa; Mollusca; Bivalvia; Mytilida; Mytilidae. The transcript has 28 exons. Gene Ontology annotation, molecular function: protein binding; ATP binding; magnesium ion binding. The record is from RefSeq and is a predicted model, not a curated record.